Molecule: messenger RNA, 571 nt
Organism: Prorocentrum cordatum
Lineage: Eukaryota; Dinophyceae; Prorocentrales; Prorocentraceae
Source: the annotation of a GenBank genome assembly
CGCGCUCAGCAGUUUUGCACUCGAGUUUUUUUUUAAACCGGGGCGACACCGGCCGGCUACUGGCGGCGGUAGCAACCCCCUGGGCAGCGGGCGCGAUGAUGGCCGCCGCGCCGCUCGCGCAGGCACCGCCCUCCUGGCAAGCGGCUUCGCAGCCGAGGCCCGACGUGCCUGCGCAGCACGCGCCGCCCGCGGCGGCCGGGCUGCUGCCCUCUGGGCCGGCGCAGGCCUCUGGAGGUGGCGGCCGCGCCGCCGCCGCGCCGGCCGCGAUCGCCGUGGGCCUCUGCGCGGCCGCGCUCGGGGCGCGGCGCGCGCCGCGCAGGCUGAGGUCGUCCAAGGCCGCUGUGGUCACCUGCGCCUCGGCGAUCAAGACAGCCAAGGACGGUGGCGUGACAACGGAGCAGGCCCCGCACCUGAAGGAGGCGCCGGACAACCUGCCCGAGCUGCGGGCUCAAGCGUGGGAGGAAGUACUCGCCGCCGGGGGCACCUGGCCAGCCCCGAAGAACGACCGGCUCCUGCGCGCGGCGCGGGGCGAGGUGAACGACAGGGCGCCGAAAUGGAUGAUGCGACAGGC